Molecule: messenger RNA, 6546 nt
Organism: Diachasma alloeum
Lineage: Eukaryota; Metazoa; Arthropoda; Insecta; Hymenoptera; Braconidae
Gene: mon2
Product: protein MON2 homolog
Exons: 3
Coding region: 509-5857 (1782 amino acids)
Source: RefSeq, a predicted model, not a curated record
CAUCGUCCAACUCCAACAAAUUUCGGAGUAGUACAUAUAGGCAGACAGUACAUACAUGUGUAUAUAUAACACGUAUAACGUUUAAUCUGAAUUGACUUUCACGUACUUAUAUCAAACAAUAUGUGUGUGGUUGAUUGCCAUCUGUGAGAUACCUCUCCACCUAAUUCUUACAUACAUCACAAUACAUCAAACAUUGGUGUCGCAUAUUUCAUUCUACAUAUGUACAUUGUACCAAUUUACAAAACUUACUCCUGCCAACUCAUCCUUUUCCCAUUGUCCGAUCAACAUUCGUUACAAAAAAUGAAUAAUUUGCGUGGUUUAUAAGACUGAUAACGUUAAAAUUCACACGAAGAACGAGAAGUGGUGACAACAGUGGGGCAUGAAGGUGUAAUGAACCUUGAUAUUUAAUGAAUGGGGAAUACUGUUGUGGCUAUGUUUGUGGAUCAUUUAAUUAUUCGCAUAUGAUUGUCGGGUGAUUUAACAGGGAUUUGUUAGGACAAAAACAAUAAUGACUACAGCGGCAGUUCCACUCACACCCGAGUAUAAUAGUAAAUUUUUUGAAUCUCUGCAGACUGAUCUGAAGGCAUUAGGUGCAGAGACGAAGAAAAAGUAUCCACAGAUUAAGGAGUCGUGCGAGGAGGGAAUAACGAAACUGCGUACCGUGAUAAACAACCCGGGCGCCUCCUCCGUCUACCAUGUUGUUAAUCAAAUUCUCUAUCCCCUGGUCCAAGGGUGUGAGAGUAAAGAUAUGAAAAUAAUCAAGUUUUGCCUUGGAAUGAUGCAAAAACUGAUAACACAACAAGCAAUUGAUCAAAAGGGUGCACGUUAUAUAACAGACACCCUCUGGAUGCUGAUGGAAUUAGGAAUAGAAGAAGUCAAAGUGCUUCAGACCGUCACACUUCUCCUGACCAGCAACACAAUUGUCCAUGGUGAGACACUAGCCCGGAACUUGGUCCUUUGCUUUCGUCUGCACUUCACCAAAGACUCGACAACCAUUAACACUGCUGGAGCAACUGUUCGCCAACUGGUCUCUUUAGUUUUUGAACGAGUUAUUGUUGAAGACGAAUCACUCAAAAUUUCUAGGCAACCUCGACUCGAGCCUGAGCAAGCUCCACCCCAACCAGAUCAAUCUCAAGCGAAGCAGAGUCAUUCGGAUGACCUGAGACAAAGCUCAGCCCAAGCUCCAAAGGGUCUUGCCCCAUGUGCUGCUGAUGCAUUCCUCAUGUUCCAGGACCUAGUCCACCUGGUGAACGCAGACCAACCCUAUUGGCUCAUCGGCAUCACUGAAAUGACCCGAACCUUCGGCUUAGAACUCCUGGAGUCAGUUCUCACAAACUUCUCUUCAGUCUUUUUCAAUCAUCCGGAGUUCAGGUUCCUUCUGAAAGAGCGAGUUUGCGCUCUGGUGAUCAAACUCUUCUCCCCUAACAUCAAAUACAGAAAUUCAGUACCAGCCUCUGUCCAGCAAGCCACUCCCCUGGACAAGCCCUACUUCCCCAUCAGCAUGAGACUCCUUCGAGUUGUCUCAAUCCUGAUACAAAAAUAUCACUCACUAUUGAUCACUGAAUGUGAAAUUUUUCUCUCACUAAUUGUCAAAUUCUUGGACCCGGACAAGCCUGUUUGGCAACGAGCACUGGCUCUAGAAGUCCUCCAUAAAAUGACAGUGUACACAGACUUGUUGAUAAGUUUCUGCGAAUGUUAUGAUCUGAAACAACACACGACAAAUAUCUUCCAGGAUAUUGUCAACAGUCUUGGAGCAUACGUCCAUAGUCUUUUCGUGAAUCCAGUGCAGAUGAGUCCCCAGGUGAACCCAGCUGGAGCUUCAGCUGCUCAACAACCCUCGAUGGCUUCAGCAACUCUGCUGGCUGGAAUGCCUGGUCCAGGUAUCUCUCCCCAACCUGGCUUCUACUCUCGAGGAAUUUGGCUGCCAAUAGUUGUCACAUACCCGAGUGGUCAGGCUAAACCCAUUUAUUUGGAGAUGUUGGAUAAAAUUGAACCUCCACAGAUACCUGACGGCUAUGGAAUCAGCAUAGCUUAUGCCUGUCUUCUAGAUAUCAUCGGUUCGAUUUCCUUUGGAAUUGUGGGCUCUAAUAACGAUCAGACUGGGAGAGGAGGUGAAACACAUGAGAGUAAUCAAUACAAGCCAUCAGAGGCGGAACAAAAACUUCAUAUUCAAUUGAUUACAUCUAGUUGGUGUGGACUACUAGCUGCACUGAGUCCAUUAGUCGAUGCCAGUACUGAUGAAUCAACGACUGAGAACCUUCUCAAAGCAGUUCAGACAUUUGCAUCAUUGUGUGGAUUGUUGGAGCUUCAAACUCCUCGAGAUGCUUUCAUAACAGCCAUUUGUAAAGCUUCGUUACCUCUUCAUUAUGCAUUGACAGUUCUGAAUGUAAAUGGCAAUGGAAAUACUGUGAAGGGGAUGAAGGCAGGUCCACUAACACCAACGAGAAGUCAACAAGGGGAGAAUCAGCCUCAGAAUCAAACUCAAUCCCCCCCACAGCAUCAAGAUUCCUGUCACAAUUAUAAUCCUUCAAUCGCUGAGCCCUUGGAUUACAGACAGCAAGUAGUAGCAGUAGGAACUCCACUCCCAACAGCUUCCUUGCCCAUUGGCGCUCAGCAUCAAGGACCAGUGAUGCUGACUGCAAAAAAUUUGCAGUGCAUGAGGGCAUUAUUAAUGCUUGCCCACUGUCAUGGAAGUAUUCUAGGCAGUGCCUGGCACCUCGUUCUCACCACUCUCCAGCACCUUGUCUGGAUUCUUGGACUAAAACCAUCAACAGGGGGUUCAUUAAAAGCUGGGCGGACAGCCACAGACUCCAACGCUGUUCUGACAACAGCUGUUAUGGCAGAUUUACCUGUACUUAGUGCCAUGCUGAGUAGAUUAUUCGAGAGCAGUCAGUAUCUGGAUGAUGUAGCUCUUCAUCAUCUCAUCGAUGCUUUAUGCAAGUUGAGCCAGGAAGCUAUGGAGCUAGCGUACACAAACAGAGAGCCAUCGUUGUUCGCUGUUGCCAAACUAUUGGAGACUGGGAUUGUUAAUCUUUCGAGAGUUGAGGUUCUCUGGAGACCUCUGACCAAUCAUCUGUUGGAGGUUUGUCAGCAUCCUCACAUCCGGAUGAGAGAGUGGGGAGUAGAGGCAAUAACGUAUCUUGUUAAGUCUGCGUUGCAGUACAAGUAUCCGACUCCACUCAGGGACAAUCAGAAGCUGCAGACGUUGUUACUGGGACCUUUAUCAGAAUUGUCAUCAGUCAGACAUGCAGAUGUGCGCCAGAGACAGCUAGAGUGUGUCCUCCAGAUCCUCCAUGGAGGUGGAGAAACUCUUCAUCAUGGAUGGCCAUUGGUUCUUGGCAUCAUUGGAGCUGUUUCUGAUCAUCAGGGCGAUAAUCUCGUGAGGAUUGCGUUUCAAUGCCUUCAGCUCGUGGUAACAGAUUACCUGCCUGUGAUGAGCUGGCGUUGUCUUCCUCUUUGCGUGGACACAGCUGCGAAAUUUGGCUCUCAGACGCAAGAACUCAAUAUAUCGUUGACUGCUGUUGGACUCAUGUGGAACAUCAGUGACUACUUCUUUCAGAAUCAGGAGAAGAUACUGAAUUCAUUAAAGUCCAAUGAGUCUCAGGUGGAGAACAUCUUUCCAGAUUUCCCUGGGACCACGAACAUGCCCUCGUUUGAUAAAUUGUGGAUGUGUUUGUACACGAGAUUGGGGGAUUUGUGUGUAGACCCUAGACCUGCUGUUCGUAAGUCUGCCAGUCAAACGUUGUUCUCUACGAUUUCGGCGCAUGGGGGAUUGCUCCAUCAGCAGACGUGGCAGGCGGUUCUCUGGCAGGUUCUCUUCCCACUGCUGGAUAAAGUGAGAAAUCUGUCGAGUUCAGCGAGCAAUGAAAAAGUUGAUACUAGUGGAAAUAUUCUGAUUCAUCACAGUAGAAAUACUGCACAGAAACAGUGGGCAGAGACGCAAGUAUUGACUUUGAGUGGAGUGGCAAGGGUCUUCAAUACCAAGAGACAAUUACUUCAGACGUUGGGGGAUUUUCCAAGGGCCUGGUCACUCCUCCUUGAGUUCAUAGAGUAUGCAGCAUUGAGUAAAAACAACGAAGUGUCUUUAGCUGCGUUGAAAUCGUUUCAAGAGAUUCUCUACAUUCAGAAGAAUGGCAACACUGACAAUUAUCCCGAGAGCUCAGGAUUGAGCUCUUCAGUAUCUUCGAUGGAGUCUCUAUGGCUGGUCGUCUGGAGAGUGUGGAUAAAUAUUGGUAUGGAGAGUUCUGUGGUAACUUCUCUUUCACAGAGAGAUAAUUCUGAUCCAUUGAUUAAUCAACAAACUUCUCAGAACAUUUUGGUUGAUUCCAUACAACAGCCUUAUGUUCCCUCUCAAGCGUUUCUUUCAGCGCUAAUUCAAAUAUUCCCAGCGAUAUUCCAACAUAUCAGGGAUAAAUUUGUUAGCAGCGAUGUCGAAAAAUUGUGUACAGUACUUAAGCACGUAGUACAGGUUCCAGUUCAUGGAGAAUCGACUCCUUACAUCCUUCCCACUGUUCCUGAUAUCAUUUUGACCCAACUUCAGGAUGGCGUUUUACACUCGAUGGAACUUUUGAAGGGUGAAGCACUGAGUGGAGAGUCUGAUAAACUCAAUACCAUGAUUGGAUUUAUAUUUUUGCAACUGUUGGAAUUCUCCAAACUAGCUUGCCACCCGCCCUCAUCAACAUUAGCAAAACUACAGAUUAAGACGAAUUACAAUAUGAAUCAGUCCCAGCAGAUUCGAAGUUCUUCUAACGAAUGGAUUACAAUGAAUUAUGUCCCUUUUGGGGAGAAAUCCUUGACGAUGGCUGUCAAUCUUUACGAGAAAAUAUCUGCAGAGUUUGUGGUGAUUGAUCAAGAGAUCUUGAAACACAUUAUUGGAGCUUUGAAAAUUCCUCUAUCCAUGAAAUACGCCUGCCCCUCUCCCACGACAUGGAAACUCGCUGUGACGAGUCUCCUAACAGUUCUACAUGUUGGUUUACCUCUUGCCAGGAAGCAUCAAGAUAAGUUCGAGACGAUGUGGCCAGUGUUGGCUGAUACUCUUGACGAGUUUCUCUUUCCAAAGAGCUUAUCGAUGAUCAAAACAGAGAGGAAUCUCGAGGAGAUCCAAGCUGACGAGGCUGUCGACUGUCAGAUAAUGGAACUACUGAGGGAUCAAGUCCUCCCACAUUCCCAGUUCAUCCCUCAGGCGUUUAUACUGAGAAUAGUUAUGCUACUUAAUAAGGGCUCAAUACACUCAGCGACGUCUUUGCAUAAUACAAGUACAAAUACAACUGCUAACUUAAUGGGUUCAGCGAUCAACGAUUUUUCGUCUGUAACAUUGAAUAAUUGUGAGACCAAGUUGAGAGAGGAGUUUGCGAAAACUUGUUUUGAGACCCUCCUGCAGUUCUCGUUGGUCGAUGGACUCAGUGAUGUUACGGAGUUUCCAAUGUUCCAGAGGACGAUUAAUAAUGCUACGAUUAGUGACUGUGAGGAUGAGAAUGGGGGAAUUGCUGGACGAUUGGCAGUGACUGCUCUGUUGCAUAGGUUCCAGCAGGUUUUGUAUCGUUAUAUCGAGGAUGAUAGGAAGAGCGGAAAGUGCCCGCUCCCCAGAUAUAGAUUAUCGGAGAUUUCCUUUGUUCUUAAGGCGGUGGCGACUCUUGUAGUGUCGUUGAAAAAGGCACCAUCGAAUAAAGUGGAAAAGUCUGUUUGGCAACAGCUAAUUGGACUUUAUCCGUGUUUAGUGGAGUGUAAUCUUGCUGCAGCUUCUCCUCAAGUAUCUAGGUCCCUUAGGGAAGCUCUUAUGCAGUAUUACGAUCUUCUUAGGCCACCUGUGGAUGGGAGUAUCGGGGGGGUACCUUCGAUGUCCAAUAAUGGCGUUUAACCUGCCAGUGAGCAAGUUCUCGGGGAAUUGAUUCAGUACGGGAGGAAUGGAAGGAGAUAAGUCUGAUUUGUGAUUUUUUUUUGCCAAUAUCUGGGUUUUCAUUAGAGGAUCUUUGUGUGGAAAGUUUUGUGGAUGACAAAAAAGGUCCAUUGAUAUUUUUUGUAUAAACCUGACCUUCCCUUUCGAAAUCUACAUAAAAUAAUUCAAAAACUUUUUUUCAUGGGUUCAAGGAAAAUUUGUAGGAUAUUUUGCAAAUACCUAGGAAAUGAAAGCAUUCAAGGAUGUUGACUUUGAAAACUAUCAUGAACAAGUCAGUCGAUGGUUUCUGAUGAGCGAACGUUUUGAAGCUAUUUGCAGAAUAGACUGAAAGAAUCUUUCGGAUGAUCUCUUUCCAAGACUUUUCUACAGAAUCGAUGCAUACAUUUGCUUUAUAUUCGAUUCAUCAGAUGUAUGCUUACGAGUAUUUUGUAAGUAAUUCAAUAAUAAACAGCGAGGCCUUAGUCAAUUUGGUGUUAUUCAGUGGAUAUGUUGAUGGGUGAAUUAACGAGUUACAAUCGUCCGUGUAUCUGUAUUGGAUUGUAUAAAUUUGUGUUAAUAAUUUAUAUUGUUUUUAAGUAUCCUUAGGUUUAUUGUAAUAAAAUGUUGUAGAUAUCUAUCUAUUAAUGAAGAUUAAACAUGAUGUCAGAUGA